CCCAUCCGUUGUCCCGUACACGCUCGUAUCUCAUCACGACGUAUUCUGAAAAAUGCUCCUCCUGCCUUCAAUACUCGUUGCAUGUUCAUUAAUAAACACAACGUUCGCUGGUUUCACAGGAAGGAGUGACUCCGGAUGGCACGGCGUGUCUAAUUACGGAGCCACGAAUUAUGGCUCCGUCGGCAACGAUAUAAACGGUCAUCAGGAUCUUUCUUCUUAUGGAUCGUUUUCUUCUUACGGAAGUGCUGGUGAUCUUCACGUAGGCCAUGGACUUAAUACCGGGAACGUUCAGCACACAUUCGCACAAUCAGUGCCAAUCAGCGAGCACGUGGAAGUCACGAAACCGGUGCCAGUGCCAGUCGUAAAGAAUAUCGGUGUUCCAGUGGCGCAACCCGUGAAUAUUCCUGUGCCUCAUCUUGUGGCUAUAGCUGUUCCCCAACCUUACCCUGUUCACGUACCGGUCGCUCAUCCGGUCGCCGUACCGGUCGUGAAGACCAUCGCGAUUCCGGUGGAGAAGAAGGUGCCGUAUCCGGUGGAGAAGAUCAUACCAGUGCCUGUGGAAAAAGCGGUGCCGAUAACAGUGGAGAAGCACAUACCCGUGCCAGUGGAAGAACCGUAUCCGAUUCACAUACCAGUUUACAAGCACGUUUUCCACCGGAAAACGAGAAGUCGCGGCCACCAUGGCUACCAUGGUUGAAUACAUUGAAGAAAGUUUCAUGACGAUUAAACGUGAUUCUAGCAGUAGCCGUCCGAGAGACGGCUCGUGAAGCGUCCUUCGUGAAGCCAGAUGACGCUGCGAUAUUGCGGUAAACUCAUCAUGAUUACUUUUAUUGAGUUAUAAGCGUUGCGAUUUGCUGUCAUAGUCGUUGAUGAUGCGAAAUAUAGUAUACGCUUCUUUUCUGUAGACAGACUGUACUUAUAAGUUGUAUUUAUACUUGCUUUGGCGUGUCUAC
Messenger RNA from Odontomachus brunneus, 953 nucleotides. RefSeq names its product zinc finger protein 512B-like. The transcript is spliced from 4 exons. The record is from RefSeq and is a predicted model, not a curated record. Bases 53 to 697 code for a protein of 214 amino acids. Lineage: Eukaryota; Metazoa; Arthropoda; Insecta; Hymenoptera; Formicidae.